AUGGCAGACUCGGAGAAAUCGGCUGCACAGGCCCCCAUUGAGCCCGCUGAGAUCAAAUUUGUCAUCAAAGAAGAGAUCAAACCCACCAAUGGUGGCGAUGAACAAAAUAACGAGCAUGGUAAGAUGGAGUCGUCAGGGUUAAGAAAAAGAGAUGGCUCUCAUAUUCAAGACAAUGAUCCUGCAGAUGGUCCUUCCAAACGCCAAAAAGGUGUAGCGCCUAUCAAGCAAGAAUUCCUAUUGCAGGCUCCCGGAAACACUCAACAAGCAAAGGAAGGCCCUGAGAAUGACGAUGCCGCUGAAGCCGCUGAUGAUCGCUACAAAAAGGUCGAUGCUCGUGACAACCGUCAGGGCGGUGGCAAAGGCAAGAAGAACAACAAGAAGGACAACAAAAAGAACAAGGGAGGCCAAAACACCAGUCGUACUUUCGGAACGUCACACGACAAGCUGCAGCUGUGCUCAUCCCGUGCGCAGAGUCCGGAAUUUUCUCCCAAGGAGUGCCGAUUUGGUGAAAAGUGCAAAUUUGAACAUGACCUUCGCCGUUACCUGGACGUUGGCCGUCGGGGUGACCUAGACAGCUUCAGCGGGAAAUGUCCCAUCUUUGAAGCCAAAGGCACCUGCCACAUGGGCUGGAAAUGCCGCUUCCACAACAGUCACUCCAAAGAGGUAGACCAUGAAGAUGGGCGCAAAGAAUUAGUUCUCGUCGAAGACAAUGAACGGAUGGCUUCGAAAGAAAGUGUUGAGGUCUCAGAGGAUGCGGAUCAGGAAGUGGGCGUCGUUAAUAUCGUCUCCAGAGAAGACAAACAGAACCUUAACAGAAGGCGAAGAGGGACGCCGCGAUCCGAUGCUUACAUUCAGUGGGUGAAUAGCGUGGCCGACGCUGAGAGAGAGUAUUUUGAUAAACUCAAAUUGCAAAGCUCUGGCGGCGGUGUCAAAGGCGAAGAAACCAGUGAAAAGAAAGAAGGACUCGAAGAAAACCGAGCGCAGUUCGUAGAGCCUCCCUUCCGGCCAUCUGAGAAGCGAAAGAUCUACUAUGGACCCGAAACACCAAUUCUGGCACCACUUACAACCCAGGGCAACAUGCCUUUCCGUCGGCUAUGCGUUGAGCUAGGAGCACAAGUGACUUGGUCUGAGAUGGCGAUGGGACUUCCCCUCAUCCAAGGUGAACGGUCAGAGUGGGCGCUCAUGAAGGCUCACGAAUCUGAGAUUAGGGCACCUCGGUUUGAGGGCAAAGGAACUGUCGUUCAGGGAUACGAUAGCUCCAAAGACCUUAAAUUUGGUGUACAGAUUGCUGCGAACAAGCCCUGGCUUGCAACAAAGACGGUCGAAGUGCUUACUGCAUUGUGCCCACAAAUUCGAGCCAUUGAUCUGAAUUGCGGCUGCCCCAUCAACUUGGUCUGCGAACAGGGAGCUGGCUCAGCCCUACUUGACAGUGGUUCGCGUCUGGAAAGUGUGCUACGAGGCAUGAAUUAUGUGUCUAACGAAGUUCCUAUCACUGUGAAGAUCCGAAUGGGCACAAGAGACAAUCAGCCAACUGCCGAUAAACUCAUCAAGCGCCUCGUUCUCGGCGGUUACGAAGCCAAAGAAUCCGGUAAAGGCGCUGCAGGUGUUGCAGCGAUCACUCUCCAUGGUCGCAGCAAACAGCAACGGUACACAAAGACCGCUGAUUGGAGUUACAUUGCCGAGUGCUCUGCUCUUAUUUCUAGGCUGAAGAAGGAGAAGAGCGAGCAAAUCGACACAAUUAGAGAAGCUGACCCACGGGAUCUUGCGAAUGAAGGUCAUGUGUACUUUGUUGGAAAUGGCGACUGCUAUUCCCACGUGGAUUACAAUGAACAUCUAGAGAAUGCCAAAGUGGACUCCGUCAUGGUAGGCCGUGGCGCUCUCAUCAAGCCAUGGAUAUAUGAGGAGAUCGAGAAAGGGCAAUAUCUCGACAAAUCGGCCAGUGAGCGUUUGAGCUACAUCGAGAAAUUCUCCAAAUACGGCCUCCAGACGUGGGGAUCUGACGAACAGGGCAUUGGUACCACACGACGAUUCUUGCUGGAAUGGUUGAGCUUCGCACACCGAUACGUACCGAUUGGGCUGCUAGAGCACCUUCCACCAAACAUCCAGGACCGUCCUCCUCGGUUUAAAGGCCGCAACGAAUUGGAGACGCUGAUGGCCAGUGAAAAUUACAAGGAUUGGAUCAAAAUCAGUGAGAUGUUCCUCGGUCCGGCAGCGGAGGGAUUCAGGUUUGAGCCAAAGCACAAAUCCAACGCCUACGAGAUGGAAGCCGAGGGCUGAUCAUGCUGAUGGAAUGAUUCUACAACGAUGCAGGAGGAUGUGUAUGCACGUGGGUCAUGACUCUGCAGAUCAAUGGUCGUCCAGGAUCUCGUCUGCAAGAUAGGAGUGGCUUAUCUGCAGCUUUUAUCUUCGUCGAAUGGAACCUUAAUGGCGGAACUCGUCAUAGGCGAGCAAAUAUAGAUUGAGUAAUGGGCUUGCCUGAGUGUCGUGAUAGUCGGCAACCCUACUUCUCCAGACGGAGCAACAUCCACACCGCGAUCUCAAGCUAAUUCAAAAGUAUUGUUAAGCAAGUUCACAAAUGAUCUCCACGAGUCAAUCGCUUGCAAAAAGCAUCCAGGGGCAAUAAACCUUCUUCACGUGGUUCGGGCGCUAGUGAGGGCCACCCAAUUUGUCGGGCCCACACCUCCCGACUACCAUAUCUUCUACUUCGCAUC
Molecule: messenger RNA, 2711 nt
Organism: Periconia digitata
Lineage: Eukaryota; Fungi; Ascomycota; Dothideomycetes; Pleosporales; Periconiaceae
Source: the annotation of a GenBank genome assembly